Orycteropus afer afer is the source of this 765-nucleotide messenger RNA. RefSeq names its product LY6/PLAUR domain containing 5 (gene LYPD5). Gene Ontology annotation, molecular function: transmembrane receptor protein serine/threonine kinase activity. The record is from RefSeq and is a predicted model, not a curated record. The coding region runs from base 1 to 765 and encodes 254 amino acids. Gene Ontology annotation, cellular component: plasma membrane. Lineage: Eukaryota; Metazoa; Chordata; Mammalia; Tubulidentata; Orycteropodidae. The transcript has 5 exons.
AUGGGGGUUCCCUGGACCAUCCUGCUCUGCUGCUUUGGGGCUGUGCUCUGCCUGAGAGGAUCCCAAGCCCUGCAGUGCUACAGCUUUGAACACAUCUACUCCAGUCCCUUUGACCUCAGCGGCAAGAAGCUCCCCACAGUCUCCUGUUCCAAUCAAUGCUUUGAGGCUGUCAGCUCCCUCAGCACAGGGUAUCGCUCCUCCGUGACGCUGGUGAAGAAGGGCUGCUGGACAGGCUCGCCUAACGGCCAGAUGGAGGUGAACCAAGACUCGCUGCCGCCGGACUACUCGCUGGUGCGCGGCUGCGCCACCGACCUGUGCAACGUGGACAUCGUAAGCCACGACAGCAUCCCCAACCUGAGCCCAGCGCCCAACCCACCAUUGCUCAGCGGCACGGAGUGCUAUGCCUGCUUGGGGACCUUCCCGGAGGACUGCACUGUCAGCAAGUCCCGGCGGGUCCAGUGUCACCUGGACGAGAGCGUCUGCUUCCAGGGCAAUGGCCGAAUGACCAUUGCCAAUUCCUCAGUCCCUGUGUACAUCAGAACCUGCCACCGGCCCUCCUGCACCGUCGUGGGCACCAGCAGCCCCUGGACGGACAUCGACCUGCAGGGCUCCUGCUGCAAGGGCAAUCUGUGCAACCAGGACUCUGUGGUUCCGCUCUUCACCGCUGCAGCUGCCCCUCCCCAGGCACCGUGCUUAGUGGUCCUGCUCCUCACAGUUCCCCUGCUGGUGGGCGUUCUGGUUGGACCCCUCGGGCUCUCCUUGUAG